CCCUACUGAUUAAUGAGCGUUACCAAAUGCCAGAAGAUCAAGGAGAAGUCAAUAUCGCCAACCAUCAGUACACAUCAGAAAUAAUUCUCCACUUUGCGCCCAUGGUGGACCGGAACUGCGUGCCAUAAUAGCGCCAAAGCCAUCAUCGAGCAGCAGCCGAAUCGGCCAUCACCAAGCAAGCCUCAAAUGAUCGGAGUUCAGAAAUCGCAAAUCAGAAUGAUAUAUCAUAAACAACUAGUUCCACUGAAGUGAUUGAGCUCGAGCCUUAGCGCUACCCAUGCACGGCAAAAGAUGGCCAGAUUUUCUAUUUCAGCCGGAACCACAUCUUCCCCCUCCCUGUCGACUAUAUAUAUAGUACCGCAGCCAGGUUAGAAGUAACAAUACAGGCGACCACCCACGUCUGUAGCAAAACUUCUCCGCCAUGAUGGUCGUUCAGCAGUCGACUGUCAUCUUCCUUUUGUGCUUCAGCCUACCAAUAGUCAACGCACUCUCUGAAUACCAGUAUCUAUCUAGCGUAAACAAUUUUGCUACGUCUUUCCUCUCACCUUAUAAUGUAGAAGUUGUCAAAUCCAUAAAUAGCACUCUAUUCUCGGAGGAUGUGACGGGUACAGCAGACGUGUCAACCAAUUUUGAUGGACGAGAGUUGUCAACGGAAUAUUUAUUUGGCCUCUUUGUCAAAACAGCUGACGACUCUCAUGAUCCAUCACCAUUUGGUAGUCCUAUAUCGUAUAACGUAACAGGACUAUUAAUUGAGAACGAGUUCGUUUCAGCGUCCAUCAAGUUUGAAUUUUACUAUCCAGUGUUGAACAAGACUUUUCCCAUACAGAUUGACAUAUCCUUGAUGCUGAAUGAACAAGGGCAGAUUCAACAAUACGAUGCCUCUUUCCGCCGAUGGGCGUGGGCCACAGAUGUCAUUAUCCCACAACUGUUGCCGUAUAUGGCCAGCAGAAAUAAUUUGACGAUGGACAAUACAACCCUUGUCCUUCGUGAAUACCUGUCCCGCAAGAUUUGCGAUACGGCAGUCACCUAUUGCACAAAUGAGAACCAACAAUACAGUAACCAUGAUGCCUGCAUGGAUUUUCUCAAUACACGAGAUAUUGGGAAGUGGUAUAGAAUGGGAGAGGAUAAUCUGUUGUGUAGACAUCUGCACGUACCGAUGCUUUCAUUGAGGCCAGGUACACAUUGCCCCCAUAUAGGCCCCAGUGGUGGAGAUAUGUGCAUAGAUCGGGUGUACGAGCAGGUCGUCUUGGAUUCGCAUUUUCCCGCUGGCUGGUUGGCGCCCAAAAAAGUAACGCCAGAAAACGUGGAAGAAGUAGGGCAUAUUCAGGCUAUCAGCGGCCAACCUUUGGAUCCUCUGCUAGAGAUUGCUUUAAGCGCAGGGCAGAGUCAUUCUUGGGAUCCGACUUUGUAUGCUACAGCUCUUCUAGGAUAUUUCCUUUUCUUUUACGUCUGUUCCCAUAGCAUAUGGUUCCUUUUCGCUCGUUUCUCGGUUGUUUUUCCGUCUCUGGGGAUUGAGCAUCAAAAAAAUAUUGUCAUGUAUAUUAUGAACAUUAUUUUCACCACGAUUGCUCUUGCCCUACAGCUGGUGUCAACUCCGGCUUUCCGUCAGGACUAUCAUCUUUGGGAAGUUCAGUGUCUACGAACAGCAGGCGUAACGGUGUCGGCAUUAUACGUAUUCGAAUUGAUUUACCGUCUCAAGAUGAGGAUACCCCUUAUCAUACAUCACUUCCUCACAAUCAUUGCCAUCUCCUUCACGGUUGCGGUUUUCGAAUAUACAAUGUCGACGACAUAUCUCAACAGCGCAUGUAUAUGGCUUUUCCAAGCCACUCUCGAGCAGCCCACAUUCCUGGGGUUGUUGGGAUAUCGAUUGGGCUGGAAUCCUAAACAGGUUGCAAGGCUACUGAAAUUUGCUGCUGUUCAAACCUUUCUCUUUAAGUCUGCCAGUGCGUUAACUCUCAUUAUAUAUUGAGGAAUUCGACAAAAUCACUCUUACCGGCAAAUGGAUAUCGCCUCGACGGUCAUGGUAUUUCUUAUCGCCAUUGGCCUUGUGCUCACGCAGAUGUGGGGUUCUUGGAUUACAUACGCUAUUGGGUGCCGCAUCUCCCACCAGAAUAGUGAGAUUAUCGAUCUUCCCUUAUCCAGGAGCAGCCUCAAAAGAGUUCUAUUUCGCAAGCUGCGAUUCAGGUCUCAGCAAAAGAGAGAUGGUUUCGAAGCAUUCAGUGAUGCCAACGUGAACCAAAUUGGGUCUCGGCCAGUGCUCGAAAUGAUACCACCAUUGCGAGAUAAUAGUAUCAAAUACUCGGGAGGAGCCAGCAUCAAUAAUUCAUUGACUGAGACGGAAGAAUGUACACCAGUGGAUACAGGGAACUCGAGGGAGUCGACGAUGACUGUUGUGGUGGGAGCUGAGGAGAUCAGGAAACCAAGUUAGCGUCUACAGCGAUCUGAUUGAUAGACUUUUCAGCGCAACGAGAUAAAGCAGUCGACAUAGCGUAUAUGUUGAGUAAGUAUGCAGAUCAUACUUGAACGUACGGCAUGUCGCAGGACUUUUUUACAGAAGAGGAAACGAGCGAUGAACGUUAUGAGGAUUGAACUAAUAGCUAAACUUGGUGUGGAAGUAGGGAAAGGUGGGAAAAGGAUGGUAUGACAAGGGACGAGGAAAGACGAAUAAAGCAGCUGCGAACUUGAAGCCAAAAGAAGUAUAAA
Molecule: messenger RNA, 2703 nt
Organism: Cryptococcus deneoformans JEC21
Lineage: Eukaryota; Fungi; Basidiomycota; Tremellomycetes; Tremellales; Cryptococcaceae
Product: expressed protein
Exons: 19
Coding region: 422-1969 (515 amino acids)
Source: RefSeq, a predicted model, not a curated record